Arachis stenosperma is the source of this 987-nucleotide messenger RNA. RefSeq names its product glyoxylate/hydroxypyruvate reductase HPR3-like. The coding region runs from base 1 to 987 and encodes 328 amino acids. Gene Ontology annotation, molecular function: glyoxylate reductase (NADPH) activity; NAD binding; hydroxypyruvate reductase [NAD(P)H] activity. Gene Ontology annotation, cellular component: cytosol. NCBI's taxonomy places the organism in Eukaryota, Viridiplantae, Streptophyta, Magnoliopsida, Fabales, Fabaceae. The record is from RefSeq and is a predicted model, not a curated record. The transcript is spliced from 3 exons.
AUGGCUAAGGAGGAGGAGGAGCUUCCAGCAAUCUUGGUGUUGGCUUCUUCAUUUGGGAUCGACAUCAAAUCUCAAAACCCUCCAAAAUACCGUUUUCUCGAAGCCUUCUCUUCACCCAUCCCACUCCUCCAAUUCCUCCAACAACAACAAACCCUCCCUCCCUCUGUCCGCGCUAUUAUCUGCAACGCGCUAAAGCCGGUCACUGCUGACGUCAUCCGGUCACUCCCUUCGCUCGGCUUGAUAGUCACCGCCAGCGUCGGUACUGACCACAUCGACCUCACCGAGUGCCGCAGCCGCCGCAUCCAGGUUGUCAACAUUGGUGGACUGUUCACCGCCGACGUUGCUGACAUGGCCGUCGCGUUGUUUAUUGACGUUCUGUUCAAGAUCUCCGCCGGUGACCGCUUCGCUAGGAAUUGGGGUCUUUCUAAGCCGUUGGGUUUCCCUUUCGGUUCAAAGUUAGGAGGCAAGCGAGUUGGAAUUAUUGGAUUGGGAAGAAUUGGUGGGGAAGUUGCUAAAAGGCUAGAAGCCUUUGAUUGCAUAAUUAAGUACCAUUCAAGGAACAAGAAUCCAUCAGUAUCAUACACUUUCUACUCCAAUGUUGUUGAUCUUGCUUCUAACAGUGAUGUUCUUGUUCUUUGUUGUCCAUUAACUGAGCAAACAAGGCAGAUAAUCAACAAGGAAGUGAUGUUAGCAUUGGGGAAGGAUGGAAUCAUCAUAAAUGUUGGAAGAGGAGCUUUAAUUGAUGAAAAGGAAUUGGUGCAGUGUUUGGUGAAAGGGGAAAUAAGAGGUGCUGGUUUGGAUGUGUUUGAGGAUGAGCCUAAUGUUCCUAAAGAGCUAUUUCCAUUGGACAAUGUUGUCCUUUCACCACAUGCUGCUGCUUUGACAUUAGAUGGUUUCAAGGAUUCAUGUGACUAUGUGACAAAGAGUUUAGAUACCUUCUUCUCAAUUAAACCUCAAGUUUCUAAAACUAAACUCGCAUGUGACUAA